UUAAGCGUUCCUGUCCUGUUGCCAUGAUGUCAUGUAGCAGUAAAUACAUGUGACUUCUUUUUUUAGACCACCUUAGUUUCCACAUUCGUCUUCCCUCUGUGCAUGUCCUUUAUCCAUGGCCAGCAGCACAAGUACAAGACCCAAUUCUUCAUCUAAUAAAAGAGAGGCUGUCACCAGUCUUACUCGGUUGUAUUUUAUUCAACUAACAGAAGGAUGUAAAAGCGAGGGAUGUAACAACCCGUACUGUGCCACUGGGAGUGGUAAACCUAUCGAUCAAAAUCAAGCUGCUGCAGUUGCUCUUCAAUAUGCUGUCGGUGGCAAGAAAAUUGAACUAUGUGUACCAAUGGACAAUGUCAGUAAAGCACCAAUUACAAUGAUAGAAACAAACUCUCACACUUCUUCUAGCUCUAGUGGAAUCACUGGUACCACAUCAAGAAAUGAACCCAGGCAUACUCUGGAACCAAUGGACGUAGCGGAUUCAUCUGCUUCCCUCGCUGAUUCUAGCGAGCGUAGUUUAUCCCACACACAAUCUGAACCAUUCACAGAUGCAUCCAGCUCUUCAGAACAAGUAGGCACUGCCGCAAGUAGUACUUUGGUUCUUGUAACCGAGAGAGCUUCAAAUGAUGAUUUAUCCACCAGUGAACCACAAGCUUCUUCUUCAUCGACAGAAGAGAUCCAGGCAUCGAGUAGUGAUGCGUCUAGUUCAUAUGGAGCCCCCCUCGCUACCGCUACCAGCUCUUCUUCAGAUAUGAACCUGACAACUUCCGAUUCCAUCUCUUUGUCCAGUGUAGACGCAGACAACAUUGACCCAAUAACCUCUCCACCAAAACUUAAAUUCUCAAGCUCUACGCUAUUUAAGUCACUCGGACCAGAAGAUACUCCCUACCUAGAUGAGGCAGUCAUCAGGGAGUGUAUUGAUAAAGCCAAGCAAAAAGGUGAUCCAAAUUAUCGGGAUUUGUCGACCAAGAUCUGGAUAGUGUUCAGUAGUAUAGAGUCCCUCAAUAGAAGUUUCGUUCUACCUGAAAGCGACAGGUCAGAGAUCUGUAAGAGUACGGGCAUCCAUGUUGAUCUGAAGGCAGUACGAAGAGCCUAUGCCACCUUGUUUGAGUUGGCCCUCGAUCGAGUCACUAAUACAAUGGUGAAUGCUAUUGACAUGUAUCGCAACACAUUCCGAAUGGGCUCCCAGGGCAAUCGCCCCCUCAACCAUCUCGUCAUUCUCAUGGAGAACCCUCUACUACACAGUCCAGAGUUCCUCAAAGCCUUCCCCAAGAUCCUGCAGUCUGUGGCUAGUCUCUCCGUCCCUGACAUGGCGUUGCUGAUAGAGUGGUACUCACACUAUUCAACUGAAGAGCUCACAGACCUUGUCUCCUCCCUGCAGCAGCUUGUCACGAUACAGCUACUCUUCUCUGAUGACAGUGAACACACUCGGCACUAUAUACCUCAGUCUGACUCAGCAGUCACGGCCGCUUCAAGUGCCCUCACGGUCUUCUACUUUGCCAACCUACUGAAAGCAAAACAAGAGGGAAAGAUGAAACUGCUCAAUCCUUCUCUGUUGAGUGUGGCUGCCAAACAGAAAGCCGAUUUUAUGCACGAAGAGGAAACGCCGUACGAGCAGCUCUUGUCCAAGUUUAAAGUCCAUCCCGCCCUUCUUGUAUCGCCACCAAUCGAACUGAGUGAGUUUGUGAAUGAAGAGCUGAACAGUCGAGUCAACAUGAUGCUGGACUAUCACCGAGAUGCAAGAGAUGCAACCGAUGGGGCUGAAUUCUCAUUCAUUCGAAUCCCCUUUGUGCUGAACACGGCCAACAAGAUGGAGAAGAUGAUUCGAGACAACCUGGUCAACAUGUACAGCGAGAGACACAGAGCUGUGAUCCACUCCAUUCUGACUGGGGUUCCUGACAUACCGUUCCUACUUCUGCGAAUCAACAGGGACAACAUUGUCUCAGACGCCCUAGUACAGCUGGAGGCAAUUUCUGACCUGAAUCCGAUUGACCUCCGCAAACAGUUGCGAGUUGACUUUCGUGGAGAGGAGGGGAUUGAUGAGGGUGGCCUACAGAAGGAGUUCUUCCAGCUCUUGGUCGAGAAGCUCUUUGAUCCAAUGCACGGCAUGUUCCUGUUUGAUGAGUCGACACGUCAGCACUGGUUCAAUCCACUCUCGUAUGAGGGGGAGCAGCAGUAUCGGCUCAUUGGGAUCCUUCUGGGACUGGCCAUCUACAACAAUGUCAUCCUGGACAUACGAUUCCCAAUGGUCAUCUACAGAAAACUCAUAGGCUGCCCUGUCGCCUUCGAUGACCUCUACUCCUCACACCCACAAAUUGCGAGCAGCCUCAAGUCCAUGGCAGAGUUUGAGGGAUCUGAAGAGGAGUUUAAGGAGACAUUCAUGUCCAAUUUCCAGGUCUCCUUCUCCGACCUAUUUGGUUCAGUACACACUCAGAACCUCAAGGAGGGUGGAGAUGAGAUAGCAGUCACCAAGGAUACUUGUCAGGAGUAUGUGGACCUGUACACUGAGUGGCUGCUCAAUGAGAGUAUUUCGAUGAGUUUCAAUGCCUUCAAGAGAGGUUUCGACCUUGUCAUGAGUCACACAUUCCUAGCCGACCUCUUCACUGCUGAGGAGGUGGAAAUGCUCAUUUGUGGUUGCCAUGAAUGGGACAUUGACGCUCUGGAAGACAGCACCCGCUACGAUGGGUUCACUCCAAGCCACCCUGUCAUUGUUAACUUCUGGCAGAUUGUGAGGGAGUACUCUGAGGAGCAAAAGAAACAACUGCUAGCCUUCAUCACAGGCUCUGACCGCAUCCCUGUUGGAGGGCUGGCCAAACUCAAGUUAGUCAUUGUCAAGAACGGCCCUGAUUCAAACAGACUUCCCACCGCACACACAUGCUUCAAUGCUCUGAUGCUAUGUGAGUACUCAAGCAAGGAGAAUCUCAAAAAGACAUUAACUAUUGCUAUAUCGUAUGCUAAAGGAUUUGGUAUGAUAUGAGAGCAGCUCUCUACUAGUCUACUGAUUCACUUAUAUACCCCCUUGUAAUCAUGUGUUCAUACGUACUGUUAAAUAAUUAUGCUGUUGUUUUAUAAAAUUAAUAAUAAUUAUUAUCAACUAUCA
This is a messenger RNA of Halichondria panicea, 3097 nucleotides long. Its product is annotated as ubiquitin-protein ligase E3A-like. The coding region runs from base 116 to 2974 and encodes 952 amino acids. Gene Ontology annotation, molecular function: ubiquitin protein ligase activity. NCBI's taxonomy places the organism in Eukaryota, Metazoa, Porifera, Demospongiae, Suberitida, Halichondriidae. The transcript is spliced from 10 exons. Gene Ontology annotation, biological process: ubiquitin-dependent protein catabolic process; protein polyubiquitination. The record is from RefSeq and is a predicted model, not a curated record.